CCACCCGCAUACCAAGAUGGAUUACAUCAACAAGGCCAUUGGUUCCCACCACCCAGGUGGGCAGCAGCAGCCGCCGCAGGGGCAACAGGCCCAGCCGUCCGGCUCGGGUAACCUGAUGGGUCGGCUGCAGGGCAUGGCCGGCGGCGGACCGCAGGGCGAGAAGCAUGAGGACGCGCUGGACAAAGGCAUCGAUUGGGUGCAGGAGCAUGUGUUCAAGCAGGGCCCGCAGAGCAACGAGAGCGCGGCCGAGCAGGCCAAGGACAAGUUCAUCGCCCAGAAUGUCCGCGAGCAGUACCAGAAGGCGACGGGCAAGGAGUUUCCCGUCAAGGAGAAGAGGGGCUGAGAAGGAGGGCUGGAGAGAAGAAGCUUGAACUGUUCUGGUUUGAAAUUCCAACGACAAUUGGGAGGUGGGCCUUUAGAGCUUCGUUCUCCUGUUGUAUCCAAGCCAAUUCGAAGUCCUUUUCGUCUAUCGUCUGCUUCAUCUUCCGACAUAAGAGCUGUCGUAUACAGUGACCUUGUUGUCGGAUGGCCAAGCUCUCAAGGUUGCCCUGGAGGUCUGACUUCUUACGAUUCGGGCUCCUGAUCUACAACAGCAGACUGGCUAGUUGACCCGGAUGCCAGUAGGGUCUGAAAAAUUGUGGGUGAAAGUGCGUUGUUCUGUCUAAGAUGCAGUGGCCAUGCCAGGCGCCACAAAUGCCAUACAAGGGCCCAUCACGGAUACCGAAGCUCCUUCCUUCAGGUCCAUGGACGUACUAUGUAGGUAGUUGAUCAAUCUGCGCCCAGUCAGUGGGGAGAAC
This is a messenger RNA of Thermothielavioides terrestris NRRL 8126, 797 nucleotides long. RefSeq lists its product as uncharacterized. The record is from RefSeq and is a predicted model, not a curated record. Lineage: Eukaryota; Fungi; Ascomycota; Sordariomycetes; Sordariales; Chaetomiaceae. Bases 17 to 343 code for a protein of 108 amino acids. The transcript has 2 exons.